ACAGGAUAAUGGUAGUAAUGCAGGAGUGGGUGGUAAUUUGAAUGGAGGCCUACCAACCGGUGGCCAUCCGGGCGGACCCGGUGGUGUCUGGGACCAAAUGGAGGAGGAAAUAUACCUGGAAGCAAUAAAACAAUGGGCGGACAUCAUCACGACUUAGCAAACUUGGUAGAAUGUAAACAGGAGCCUAACCGAUUCGCAGAUUUGCAAAAUCAACUGGAUAAGGAUGGAUCAGGGAAUGGACAGUUUCCUGGCUUAUCCGAUCUUGUGGGUGAUAAUACAAAUGAGGAAGGAGACGCACUCAUUAAGGAUCUAAUAUCGAAUCUUCCUGAAUUCCAUUCAGAAUUCCUGGAUUUCGAGGAGAAACCGUUGAUAGAUAUAAAGACAGAAGAUGGUAUUAAAUCAGAGAACAAUGCUCAGUCUCUAAUUGACAGUUUGAAUGUCAAGUCCGAAGGACCGCUUGGUCAAUUCAAUCCUAACGCGUUCGGUAACGACAACCAAGGGGGUAUUAACAAGAUGCGAAAUCAAUAUCAAAACGGUCCGAAUGCCCCCAUGUCAGAACUUUCACCUGCAGCUCAAACACUAAAACACAUGGCCGAGCAACAUCAGCACAAAAAUGCGAUGGGAAUGAACUUCCCGCGACCGCCAAUGCAAUCGCAUGCUCCGCCACAAAACCAAAUGAUGGGUGGCAACCGCUUUGGUGAUUUCAAUCCGUUCGCAAACGAUUUUAUGGGAACAAAUACAAAUCAAACGAACCCCUCAGCCGCAAUGCAACAGCCCCACUCACAGUCGCAACCGCAAGUUCCGCCAUCACAAUUCCAUAAAACCCAACAGUCACAAUCAUAUGUUGACAUUAAACAGGAGCUCUUCUAUUCAUCGCAAAAUGACUUUGAUCUCAAGAGGUUGCAGCAGCAACAACAACAAGCACAAAUGCAGCAACAACAACAGCAGCAGCAACAACAACAAAAUUCAAUUGGACCAGGGGGUAUGCCACCUAAUUCUAAAAUGGGACCAAUGCCGCCGGGAGCUGGAUUCAAUAAACCGUCGAAUCCUCAAACUCAGUCACAACAACAAAAUGCACAACAACAACAAUACUCACCAUAUGGUUCACCAAUGUCUGGUGGACCGAACAAUAGUGGAAGCCCCGGUGCGGGUUAUAUGCCAACGAGAGGCGGGAAUGGGCCUGCCGGAACAAAUCCUAAUGUGGGUCCUGGCGGUGGUGGUCAUAUGCCACCGGGUGGUAACAAUGGACCUGGACAAAUGCCUCAACAAGGUGUCCCACCAAAUGCUCAACAACGUCAACAAUCAGCCGGGGGACCGAAUUCAGCGACAGGACCACCUGGUGGUAAUGGGGUACCAAAUGCAGGUUCUGCAUCAGCGACAACAUUGCAGAUGAAGCAAACGCAACAACUACACAUCAGUCAACAAGCCGGAGCUCAUGGUAUUCAGGUUUCGGCUGGCCAACAUUUACAUCUGAGCGGAGAUCUCAAAAGCAACGUUUCGGUUGCUGCUCAACAAGGAGUUUUCUUUAGUCAUCAACAGCAGCAGCAUCAACAACAGCAGCAACAACAACAGCAAGCCCAGCAGCAUCAUCAACAACAGAAUAGCAAUAACUUAAGCAAUAAUCAGCAAUGCUCUCAGAAUCAAUCAGUCAACAAUUCUCAAGGAUCUUCCAACGAAUCCUACUCAAUGUCGCAAUCGCAAUCAAUCAACUUCAAUCAGCAGACGAUCAGGCAACGGCAAAGCCAUGUAGCAGCGGCCGCUGCCAAUUCAGUUGGAAUGGGUGGAGGUGCUGUGAGUGGAGGUCCAAAUCUAGGAGGUCAAUCUGGUCUCAAUCCCAAUGGACCUGGAAGUACAAAUGCAAUGGGCCAGCCUACAAAUGUACCACCCGGCUUAAAUCCACAAGCAAUGAACCAGAUGUCAGCUGGUGGAAACCCUCAGAUGGUUGGUCAGACCAGUGGCAUGCCUGGACAAGGAAUGCCAGGUGGACCUGGUAACCCGAUGCGAAUGAGUCAAGCGGCUUUGAGUCAAUCAAUGAACCAAAUGUCCCAUGGACCUGAGAGCAUGAUGGGAAUGGGAGGUAUGAAUCCUGGUAAUAUGAGUGGCAUGCCAAAUCAGAUGAGUGGAAUGGGAGGUAUGGUUCCAAAUGCCAUGGGAGGUAAUGGAAUGGGCUCAAAUUCGAUGCUAAUGGGUGCUGGUGGACCGAUGAAUAUGAAUCAAGCGAAGUUCAUGCAGCAACAACAGAUGCUGAGGGCGCAGGCUUUGCAGCAGCAACAACAGCAGCAUAUGGGUGGAAGCAGACCUCCACCACCGGAGUAUAAGGCAACGCAAGCGCAAUUGAUGCAGGCUCAGAUGAUGCACCAAUCGAGUGGUGGAAGAUUCCCGAAUGCAGCUCAAGCAGCGGCCAUGAGAAGAAUGAGUCAACAGCCAAUUCCACCAUCAGGUCCAAUGAUGCGGCCUCAACACUCGAUGUUUAUGCAACAUUCCGCCGCUGGUCACGUCGGUGGUCCUCGAAAUGCUCUUGGAGCAGGAGUUCCAUUCGGUGCCAGUGGUCCAAUGGGUGGCCCUCAAAGACCGCCGAAUGUUCAAGUGAAUCCGGAGGGUAUGCCAAUUGGUUCGCAACAAGAGUGGCGACAUAUCAUGAUGUCGCAACAGCAGAACAUGUCAUUUAACUCACAAGGAGGCGGUGGACCACAAAUGCGUCAGAAUGCAUUCAAUGCAGGUGCUCAUCAAGGUGGUUUCAUGUCGAGUGCGAACGCAGGUGGCAAUAAUCCAGGCGCUGGCAUGGGUGUCAGUGGAAUGCAAAUGACUCCAGCUCAAAUGCAGCAACAAAUGCUGCGAUCGCAACAGCAAAAUCAAAUGUCUCAACAAAACCCACAAAAUAUGUUAGUUGGACCUGGUAUGGGACCGAGUGCGCAGCAUCAGCAACAGCAAUCAGCUAUUCAACAAAUGCUCCAUCAGCAGCAGGACUCACACAACCAACAACAGCACCAGCAGCAAGGCAUGAUGACCCAAAUGCAGAUGGCCAGCAUGCACAUGUCGCAAACGCAACAAAUAACACUUCAACAACAACAGCAGCAGCAGUUCGUCCAACACUCCCAGCAAACCACGACGAAUCAACAGCAUUCAAUGAUUCAAUCCAUGGCCCAGGCUCAAGGUGGGGGUGGAGCCGGCAACGCGAACUCCGGGAACGUAAACAAUCAACAAAUCACAUCUUCCGCGUCCACAUCAGUUGCUUCAAUCAAUCAAACGAUAAAUUCGGUUGUGUCGAACACCAAUGACUUUGGGCUGGACUUCCUCGAGAAUUCAGGAGAUGUUGGCAAUCUGUCUGCGCAGGAUCUACUCAAUUCGUUGGAUAGUGAGAAUUUCAACAUAUUCUAAAGGAAAAGUUUUCAUAAGAACAACUUGCGGCGGAAUAGGUUACGCAGCGAAGGGACGAAAUUGUGUUUUUUACCGAAGCAAAUGUUCGGCUGUUGUGCUUUGUGAAUAGCUGAUCAAACAAAUGGAAUUAUACGAAGCGAAGUUUUAAGGAAGAAAGACCGAUGGAAUGCCAACGGUGAUCCUUGGUGAUAGUUUGUUGUUUAAAUACUUUUUAGAAAAAAAACUACAAAAAUUGGAAAAAAUUUACUUAGCAUAGGGAUUGUAAUAAGAAUUUCUUGGGGGAUAACCUCGCAUUCCUAAGGGAUGGGACACAUUUUAUGAGUAGCGUUCGUUCAUUAGGCCAUAUAUUACAUACUGCAAACACUACUACCAAUUUAAUGUGGACAGUAACAAAACAAACAUAUAUAUACAUACAUAUACAAGUUGAGAGG
Molecule: messenger RNA, 3809 nt
Organism: Hermetia illucens (black soldier fly)
Lineage: Eukaryota; Metazoa; Arthropoda; Insecta; Diptera; Stratiomyidae
Gene: mam
Product: neurogenic protein mastermind
Source: RefSeq, a predicted model, not a curated record